AUGGGUAAAGACACCAGAUACAAGUUCUUCUGGUCUGGUAACGACAAAGGCACUGGCGGUGUUGGUAUCUUGCUUGCUGAGAAGUGGGUGGAACAUGUUUUGGAAGUCAAACGCAUCUCAGACCGAAUCUGUGCCAUUAAGAUCAAUGUUGGUUUCAUCAUCCUGACCAUUUUCUCUAUUUAUGCCCCUCAAGUAGGUUUGGAUGACGAAGCUAAGGACUCCUCUUAUGACGAACUGUUUUGUGCGGUCUCAAAGACCGCUAAAACUGAAUCCUUGUUUCUAUGUGGGGAUUUCAACGGUCACGUUGGGAGCAUGUCUGGCGGGUAUGAAGGAGUUCACGGUGGAUACGGUUAUGUUAGCUCGGUCAUUGAUGAGAAAAGACGUCUGUGGAAAGUUUGGAAGAAGGGCGGCAGCAAGCAAGAAUAUCUGACUUCUAAACGCACUGCGAAGAGCAUAGUUCGUGCCGCCAAGCGGAAAGCAGAGGCCAGUAAAUUUGCAAGCGUCGAGAAAGAUGACAAGGACGUUUUCCGCAUUGCCAAGCAAAUGAAGAAGGAGUGCAAGGACGUUGUGGGUGAGUGUUGCGUUAAAGACGAUCAGGGGCACAUCUCACUCACUGAUGAUGCUAAGAAGAAUGCGUGGAGAGAAUACUACAACCAUCUGCUGAAUGUUGAGUUUUCAUGGUCCCAUGAAGACCUACCUCCUGCUUACCCAGUUGAGGGGCCUCCAAUCCUGGUAACAUCUGAAAUGGUGGCAAUGGCAGUGUGCAAAAUGAAGCAGGGCAAAGCGGCCGGUCCCUGUGGUGUUGUGGCUGAGAUGGUUAAGGCCUCUGAUGAAGUCAGCAUCCCUAUCCUGGCCAGCCUCUCAAAUGCUAUCAAUGCUUAG
Nematostella vectensis (starlet sea anemone) is the source of this 882-nucleotide messenger RNA. RefSeq lists its product as uncharacterized. Bases 1 to 882 code for a protein of 293 amino acids. Gene Ontology annotation, biological process: chromatin remodeling. Gene Ontology annotation, cellular component: nucleus. Lineage: Eukaryota; Metazoa; Cnidaria; Anthozoa; Actiniaria; Edwardsiidae. The record is from RefSeq and is a predicted model, not a curated record. The transcript has 2 exons.